This is a messenger RNA of Pseudomyrmex gracilis, 2452 nucleotides long. RefSeq names its product ring canal kelch homolog (gene kel). Gene Ontology annotation, molecular function: protein binding. The record is from RefSeq and is a predicted model, not a curated record. The transcript is spliced from 9 exons. The coding region runs from base 555 to 2429 and encodes 624 amino acids. Lineage: Eukaryota; Metazoa; Arthropoda; Insecta; Hymenoptera; Formicidae.
CGCGUCGCGCAUGUAUUUUCUUUUUUUUUUUUUUACACACAAUAUAACACACACAUAUACUAAAAAAAAGAAACAAAAACAUAUUGCGUGUGCACGCAUAUAUUGUAUACAUAAAUUGGAGUGUGUGUGCUGUCAAAAUAGCAAAGCAAGUUUUUUUUUCUCGAACGUCGCGCGAUUCUUCGCACCGUCAGCGUUGCACGCAUCGAUUUUAAUGCCAAGUUUGCGUUUUUUUUAUUUUUUAUUUUUUUUGUCUUUGAUUGACGGAACGCGCGUUGGUACGGAAUUUUCGGUAUCAAUUAAUUUCGAUAAAACAAAACGUGCGAAAUCGGUGUGUGUGGGCACAUCGUCUCUCCGGUCUCUGAUCCCCAGACUCCGUCGAAUCUUAUCGCGACGAUGACCGUGAGAGAUCCGAUGACAUUUUUAAAUCCCUCUUAACGACAUAACUCUCACUUCUGACUCCUACUAUUCAAUAAUCAUCAAUUUCUUGUGUGUCUAAUUAUACACAAUUGAUUGAUCGCCGAGCAGUUAACGUCGGAGCAGUUAACAUCAUUGAGAUGGACAAUCCAUCGGGACAAAAUCAGUCGGUUAAUAACUCUUCAAAUAACAUGGGCGACAAUUCUGACACUAAGGGCAGCUGUCUGUUGCUUCGCUACGCCAGUCAGAAUUCUCUCGAUGAGAGCUCGCAGAAACAUAUUCCUCAUGAAAAUGGAAAAGACAAACCGCCGUACAGAAAUCACCAUCAUACAAAUCGAGCUUUUGAAGUUAUCAAUGAGAUGAGAAAGAAAAAUUUACUCUGCGAUGUCAUUCUGGUGGCGGACGGCGGGAUGGAAGUACCUGCUCAUAAAAUGGUUCUCGCUGCGUGUAGUCCAUACUUCUACGCUAUGUUUACAAGUUUCGAAGAACGGGAUCAGGAGAGAAUAACGUUGCAAGGUGUGGAUUAUUCGGCGUUGGAAUUGCUGGUUGAUUACGUUUAUUCCGCUGAAGUUCAUGUUUCGGAGGAAAACGUACAGGUGCUCUUGCCUGCCGCGAAUUUAUUGCAACUUACGGACGUUCGGGAUGCCUGUUGUGACUUUUUACAAGCUCAACUGCACCCGUCUAAUUGUCUCGGGAUCAGAGCUUUUGCGGAUCUGCACGGAUGUCUUGAGUUGUUGGCACACGCGGAUAGUUACAUCGAACAGCAUUUUUCAGAAGUAGUCGAUGCGGAAGAAUUCUUAACCCUGGAACCUGAGCAGGUGGCUAAGCUCAUCUGCAGCGACCGUUUAAUGGUGCCUUCUGAGGAAAAGGUGUUCGAAUGUGUGAUCUCGUGGGUGCACCACGAUCUCGAGAAAAGACAGAAAAAUUUAGCUCUCUUAAUGGAGCACGUGCGCUUGCCUCUGCUCUCUCAGGAAUAUUUAGUACAGCGCGUAGAGGAGGAACCGUUACUCAAGGCAAAUUUGCAGUGCAAAGACUUUUUGAUCGAAGCCUUGAAGUAUCAUUUGCUGAAAGGCGAACAGAAAUCGCUGUUCAAAACACCACGCACGAAACCGAGACAACCGAGAGGAUUGCCCAAGGUGUUGCUCGUUGUUGGCGGUCAAGCUCCGAAAGCAAUCAGGAGUGUCGAGUGUUACGACUUUAAGGAGGAAAAAUGGUAUCAAGUUUCUGAACUGCCAACGCGACGUUGCAGAGCUGGAUUGUGCGUUCUCGGGGGACGUGUGUACGCUGUGGGCGGAUUUAAUGGAUCGUUAAGAGUGCGAACAGUUGAUAUUUACGAUGCUGCGGCUGAUCAGUGGUUGCCCUGUCCCGAAAUGGAAGCGAGAAGAUCGACACUCGGCGUAGCCGUGCUUGGCAAUUGUGUUUACGCCGUUGGCGGUUUUGAUGGAUCGACUGGAUUAAAUUCGGCCGAGGUGUACGACCCGCGCACUCGCGAAUGGAGACCAAUAGCACGAAUGUCAACACGGCGCAGCAGCGUAGGAGUCGGCGUUGUAAAAGGAUUGCUCUAUGCCGUUGGAGGCUACGACGGAGAAUCCCGUCAGUGUCUUUCCAGCGUCGAGUGCUAUAAUCCGGAAAAAGAUCAGUGGAAACCCGUGCCUGAGAUGUCAGCGCGUCGCAGCGGCGCGGGUGUCGGUGUCCUCGAUGGUAUAUUGUACGCGGUAGGCGGUCACGAUGGUCCACUUGUUCGAAAAACUGUAGAAGCGUUUAAUCCAGACACGAACCAGUGGACCACUGUCAGCGACAUGGCACACUGUCGUCGUAACGCCGGUGUUGUGGCGCUAAACGGACUUUUGUACGUGGUGGGUGGAGACGACGGUUCCUGCAGUUUAGCGUCGGUAGAAGUUUAUUGUCCAAGAACCGAUACCUGGACCACCCUGCCUACUUGCAUGGGAGUUGGACGCAGUUACGCGGGUGUAGCGAUCAUCGACAAACCGAUGACCUCCGCUACGACGAUGUGAGGUCUGCAGUCCGCUGGGCAUAC